AUGCACCCCGAAAAAGAACUUGAGUCUCCAAACCGAGACGACUUAGGGCUCAGUGAGGCUACACGAACUGGCGAUCGGCCGUCGUUGACCCUGAAGGACGAAUUCCUGCUGUGCCUGCCGCUCAGGAUCCAAGGCUAUCACAUGGAAAAGAAAAUCUGGGAGAUGUUGCUGGUGGGCAACAUGGAGGAGGUACAGUGGAACGACGAUGCCUUCAAGCUGCUGGUAAUCGGCCAGGAGAAGAAGGACUUGAUCCAGGCACUGAUCACAAACCGGAUCGCAGCCGACGAGGCCACCGACCUGAUGAGUGGCAAGGGAAAUGGCCUGUUCAUCCUGCUGCACGGGGGUCCGGGAACGGGCAAGACGCUGACAGCUGAGAGCGUGGCCGAAGUGGCCCGCAAGCCGCUGUACCGUGUGACCUGUGGUGAUAUCGGCACGGAGGCUGAAAAUGUCGAGCGCUACCUCGAGACGGUCUUGUUGCUGGGAAGCACCUGGGGUUGCGUUGUGCUGCUGGACGAGGCUGAUGUGUUCUUGAUGCAGCGUUCCGUCCACGACUUUCAGCGCAACGCCCUCGUCUCCGUCUUCCUGCGCGUGCUCGAGUAUUACGACGGCAUCCUGAUCCUCACGAGCAACCGUGUGGGUACCUUUGAUGCCGCCUUCAAGUCGCGCAUCCAGCUGUCGCUGCACUAUCCGCCGCUCGACGAGUCUGACCGCCUUGUAAUCUGGACCAAUUUCAUCAAGCAUGUCGAGGGCGUCAUGGCCGCGGCGUCCUCACGAGAGGUAUCGCCUACAUCUCUUGGCAUGAACUCUGCCGCCAUCCGACGUGUUCUGCCCGAUCUGGCCAAAGAGACGCUUAACGGACGUGAGAUCCGCAACGCCGUGUCGACAGCUCGUCAGCUGGCCAUGUUUACCAAGGAACCAAUGGGGCCGCAUCAUUUGCUCAAAGUUAUCAGUGAGACUAGAAAGUUUGAAAAGUAUGCCAACGGGCUGCAGGGAGACAUGACCGAUGACCAACUUGCGCGAUUUCGACGCGAUCGCUGA
Messenger RNA from Grosmannia clavigera kw1407, 1038 nucleotides. Its product is annotated as aaa family ATPase. The coding region runs from base 1 to 1038 and encodes 345 amino acids. The record is from RefSeq and is a predicted model, not a curated record. Gene Ontology annotation, molecular function: ATP binding; ATP hydrolysis activity. The transcript has a single exon. Lineage: Eukaryota; Fungi; Ascomycota; Sordariomycetes; Ophiostomatales; Ophiostomataceae.